UUCCCAACCGCCGUAACGCCCAUGAGCCUCUCCGCCGCCAACCAACUCCAAUACCACCACUCCGCCGCAAGAAUGUCAUUCAGCACCAUCUCAAAGCUCAACAAUGGUACUACUUGGGCCGCCAGAUCCAUCCAUCAGGAUUCUUGCACUCACAGAGGAAGUGCGCCGCCAAGAAUCCGACUUGCCGUGGCGGCCAAGUCGAGUGGCGGCGGAGUGACGGCAGAUAUCGAGGAGGGGCAGCUGGACAGACCCAAAUGGACCGGAGAGACGCCGCUUUCUCGGCUGGUCAGAGCUCUGAUUUCCUUCAAACCCCUCCAUUCUGUUAUGAAACUUGGCGCUAGACAAGUUUUGAUAAGUACAGCUGAGAAAGCAAGCAUUCCAUGGAGGGAUAUGACUAAGGAGAUUUUGGAAUCUGAUGUUUACAAGGAAAAAGAUUCCAUUGAAGAUACCUCUAUUGUUUAUCCAGAUUAUUAUCUCAAUCCUUUCCAUGCGUAUGAUGAGGGGAACCUUUCUUGGCUGGCUGCAGCAGAAGCAGAGGCUGCCACCAUGUCAAUGGCGAGAAGGAGUGUACCUUCUGCCCCAUCUCUCCAAGAAGCAAACCAAAUUGUUCGUGGAAAUUGGCUCCAAGCUAUAGAAGACCACCAUUUGAAGCACUCUGGAGGCUUGCAAAUUGGUCAAGUUCUUGAUAUUGGAUGCUCAGUUGGCGUCAGCACGCGUUUUCUUGCUGAAAAGUUCCCCUCCGCCAAAAUCACUGGACUCGAUUUAUCUCCUUACUUCCUUGCUGUUGCUCAACGCAACGACAAGAGGAGAAAUGGGGGGGAGAAUAAAGUGAGAUGGUUCCAUGGAAAUGGUGAAAACACGGGGUUGCCCUCAAACUCCUUCGACCUUGUUUCAAUUGCUUAUGUGUUUCAUGAAUGCCCUCAAAGAGCAGUCAAGAAUAUGGUGGAGGAAGCUCUCCGGCUGCUUAGACCGGGUGGCACGUUUGCUGUAACAGAUAACUCGCCAAAAUCCAAGAUUCUUCAGGAAAUAUCACCGGUGCUGUUCACAUUGAUGAAGAGCACGGAGCCUUUUCUGGAUGAGUACUAUCUGACGGAUCUUGAAGGAGUGAUGAAGCAAGCUGGCUUCGCCAACGUGCAGACGGCCAUGACAGAUCCUAGGCACAGAACUGUCACUGCUACGGCGCCAUUUUGAUGCUUCUCUUUUGUUUAUGAGUAUCAUUCAUGUAUUUGUUUCCAACUUUGGAAUCUUGAACUUCCUUCCUAAAGUAAUCCACUUUCUUAGCCUUA
Molecule: messenger RNA, 1286 nt
Organism: Salvia hispanica
Lineage: Eukaryota; Viridiplantae; Streptophyta; Magnoliopsida; Lamiales; Lamiaceae
Molecular function (GO): methyltransferase activity
Source: RefSeq, a predicted model, not a curated record